Messenger RNA from Bacidia gigantensis, 951 nucleotides. RefSeq lists its product as uncharacterized. The record is from RefSeq and is a predicted model, not a curated record. Lineage: Eukaryota; Fungi; Ascomycota; Lecanoromycetes; Lecanorales; Ramalinaceae. The transcript is spliced from 5 exons. Gene Ontology annotation, cellular component: membrane. The coding region runs from base 1 to 951 and encodes 316 amino acids. Gene Ontology annotation, molecular function: proton-transporting ATP synthase activity, rotational mechanism. Gene Ontology annotation, biological process: proton motive force-driven mitochondrial ATP synthesis.
AUGCCAGCGCCAGAAUAUGUCGAACAUUUGAUGGCUUGGGUACAAAGCAAUAUCGACAACGAGUCGAUGUUCCCGAGUAAGAUAGGUGUUCCAUUUCCGAAAAGCUUCCCCGCCUUGAUUCGCCAACUCUUCAAACGUCUAUAUCGAGUCUACGCCCACAUAUACUGCCACCAUUAUCCUGUCAUUGUGCAGCUUGGCCUUGAACCACAUUUGAACACAAGUUUCAAGCACUACGUCCUGUUUAUUGAUGAGCAUGGUCUGGCAAGUGGGAAAGAUUUCUGGGGCCCGUUGGGAGAGCUGGUGGACAGCAUGUUGAAAAAUUCCAAGCCACCGAUCGCUUUAUACGGCUUGGAUGGCACUUAUGCUAGCGCAUUGUACACAGCAUCUGUCAAGUCCUCCUCACUCGAGCCUGUAUCGAAAUCUCUCGCUGCCCUCUCGGAAGUCUUCAAAAAGGAUCCAAAACUUCCCAAGAUUCUUACUGCCCCAACACUGAGCCCUUCAGACAAGUCACAGAUCAUCGCCGAACUCCAGCGGCAUACAGGGGCCCAGGAUAAAUCCAGUACGGUCAAGAACUUCCUUGAUACGCUAGCGGAGAACAAUCGUCUAGGGAUACUCGAGGGUGUAUGUGAGAAGUUCCAACAACUGAUGGGCGCUGCGAGGGGUGAAUUGGAUCUGGUCAUUACCAGUGCACAGGUUUGUUCCGGGAGCCGUAUGGACACCGGGCGGCAGCUGACGUGCAACUUUAAGGAAUUGGACCGGAAAACAAUUCAGAGAUUGGAGACUGCGAUUGCAAAGUCUGAGUACAGUCAGGGAAAGAAAUUGAAAGUGCUGUCGAAGAUUGAUGCUGACAUCAAGGGCGGAUUGAUUGUGGAAGUCGGCGAGCGAACAAUUGACCUCAGUGUUUCGGCAAAAAUUGUGAAGAUGAACAAGCUGUUGACGGACCAGCUGUGA